Amoebophrya sp. A120 is the source of this 2778-nucleotide messenger RNA. The record is from the annotation of a GenBank genome assembly. NCBI's taxonomy places the organism in Eukaryota, Dinophyceae, Syndiniales, Amoebophryaceae.
AGGAUUUCAUAGUGCUUGUCGUUCACUAGUAGUGCUACAACGCGUAGAGAAGGAAAAAUACCAUCAGGUUUUUUGGGAAAAUAAAGUAGGUCCGCAGUAGAAGACUAGUAGGGGUUCAUCGUUUAAUUCCUUUGCGUAGUUUGCGCUCAAUACAUUAAAAGAAAAAAAUCGAAGUAGAAAUGCCGGAAACGGGCUUGGACGCGGGGGCCAUGCCCACGGGGCUGGGCAAUUUCAAGGGGGUGAUGUUGUGCAACCGGCCCGACCUCUCCGCCCCGAAAACCAAGGACCCCACGGAAAUGCCGCCGUUCUACAGCGCCGUGGCACCCGGGGCACUGGAGCCGCUCGGCAUGCUCCACCCGAACGAAUUGAAUCCCAUGGAGCAAAAGCGCGACAUGCCACCCGCAAUGAAAAAACACAGAAAAUGGCUGCAGAAUCUACAGGUGAGAGGACUUUAAGUAACACAAGUACAGCUUUUAUUCAGAAGUGGUAUAAGUUAAGUGCGAGAAGAAUCUGUUAUGCAUAGUGUCGUGCUAAGAAAUACCGUUAACAAGGAGCUACAUCUAUUGAAAAACUUUAUCAGGACGAGCUCAAGACGAGUAAGACGGAACUGCAAGCAAAAGCAGACUCAAAGGAAUCCAAGGUAGUGGACCUGCGCGAGAAGUGCGCGGACCAGCGACAGGCAGUGAGGGACGCGCUCUCAAAAGCAACAGAGGAGGAUAUCCAAAAAAUGUUGUAAUAUUGAAAAAAAGCAUGUAUACAGUGAAACAGUAUACAGUGAAACAAGUUUAUUCCGCAUGAACUAGAACUAGGCCAUCCUCUCCUUUCUCGUGCAGCUCUAUGGGCAGUCUGUCUUGUGUAGAAUCUGUGGCCCCGAGGAAUGAAAGAGGUUUUCCAUUCUUGCUUAAAAAUAUCCACUAGUAGUACAAGGGCAUUGAUUCGACCACAACUCCGUUUCUUUUUCAACAUUUCGCUUUCAGUUUCAUACCCCAGCAAACGAAAAACCACCCGGAAUUUCUGAACAACCUGAAAGACGCCGUCGCCGUGUCGGAGGACAAACCGCUCCCCGAGCCCCUGCCCGCCAGCAAGAUGAACGCCGCCGCAAAUAAAGACGGGGGUAAGAAGAAGAAAAAGAACAAGCCUUUGUGGGCAAUGUCGGCGACGGAGAAGGAAGAAAACGAAGAACACGAGGUCGCGGACCUGCUGGACUUUGCGCAAAACCUCAACUUCGAGGACUACGUGGAGGAUUUGGAGUUCCGCCAGGCCUUGUCGGUGCUCAAAGGCCGCGCGAACGAUCUGCUGGCGCGCACGGAACAGAAGUUCCUCAAGGACGUCGCGGAAAAGAAGAAGGAGCUGAUCACGGAAGUCACGGAGGAAAACCUCUCCGAACUCGAGGACAAAUCGCACAAGCAGAAACUGCAGGCCACGGUCGUGUCCGGCGUCUCCCAGUCCGUGUCGCAGCGGGGCGGGCGCAAGGCGGUUGAGGAAGAAGAGGAAAGCAGCUACUACUCCACCGAGCCCGAGUCCGCGGAAACCGCCACCUCGGUGUCCUCGUUCUCCUCCUACGGCUACGUCACGCUCCGGCGGAAGAUAUGCAUUGCAAAUAUGUCUGGGUCUGGAAGAUUGCGAGAUUUCUCUUGCUAGUUCGGCAUGACUCUGAACUCUGUAUUGCGUGGCCACGAAGACCUCCUCUCGUCUAUUUAUGCAAAAACGAUGUUUCUCAUGCAGAAUACGCAACACAGAGCCACGAGAAAAUCUGUCAUGAUUGGCGAUGCAUUACAGUGCGCUUUCUGUUCACUAACAUGCAUCACAAGUUUCCAGACCCAGACAUAUUUGCACUUGAUAGAAGAGGGAGGAGGCCGAGAAGGCGGCGCUCUCGAACAAAGAGGAGGACCUCCAGUCGGUUGCUUCUUCGUCCCGCGAGGUUGCGAAGGAGGUGCUGAAGGAGAACCCGGAGAUGAAGGCGGUGCACAGCAAGGAGUAUCCCAGAGAAAAAAGCUGGCAGGUCAUAUUUGUAAUGCAAAAGUAAACACACAGACAAAAUCUGCAUAUCCGAAGCAGCAUGCUAUGGUGCCGCCCAUGACAGAUUUUCCUGUGUAUUUAUUUUUGCAUUACGAAUAUGACCUGCCUUCUUUUUUCUGUGGGAUAAGGAGUCCGUCAUGCGCAUGGUCGAGAAGUUGGCGGCGGGCAUCGAAGAGCUCAGCAAGAGGCCCGCAAACCGGGAGCCGCUCAUCGUAACGUCCGAUGACCACCAUCCGGUGCAGCGGGAGGCGCUGGACCCGAAAAACGUGGCGUAUUUGUACCGCAGUCCCGCAAUCUAGGGUACUAGGCAGCUAUUGAAGAAGCUGCGCCCUGGGGUGAAGGAGAGUCGUCGCUUAGAACAAGAGGUGUGGUACAGAGUGAAACUAAUGCGAGGCGAACAUCCUACGCACUUUUGCUUUAUCGCAGUGUCAGAAAAUUUUUACCGCAGAAUACAGAACCUAUUUACUACACACAACGCCGCGUCUAAUAUUAAUAUAAUCCUGCGAAGAUUAUAGACGUGGCUGAGUUGUAUGUUGUGUCCACCUCGGAACAACGAUUUUAUGCACAGUUAUGGUUUAUUAGUAUCAAACACACAAGAGGAGCCGAAAGAUCGUUUUGUCAAAAAGUGCUGAAAGAUGGACCAGGAAGUGUCAGAAGUACAGAGUUGUAGGGUAAGUUUCAGGUUCCCCUGUAUCCACGUAUUGUCAAGAACAUGACUACAGUAGGACCGUCGCUGUGGUCGUGCAAAUAAAGGAAAAA